AUGACCCCGAGUGAACGAGACUCGAGCGCCAAGCGUGCGCGGUCGACGUCGCGCGCACGCAACUCGCGGCCGACAACCCCGCUGCGGCCGUCGUCGCGGUCGUCGUUCCGGGAGUCGGCGCGGGAGAGCGUGUCGGGCGAGGCGCCCUUCCCCCUGAACACGUUCGAGCCGGCGUUCGCGGAGCUGUCGGACGCCAUGGCGGACCUCGAGGCGAACAUGAUGCACUUCCAGCUCAUGCACGAGAGUCUGGCGCGCUUCAGCGAGAGCUUCGCCAGCUUCCUGUACGGCCUGAACAUGAAUGCCUUCUGUGUCGACUUUCCUGAGGCUCCGUUACUCGAGUCUUUUCGGAGAAUGAAGCAAUUGGAAGAACAGGGUGAGAAAGCUUCCGGCGGGGAAUUCGACGGCGAGACUACAUUCAUGACAACGGAUACAUCGUUUGUUGAGAACCCUCCGACUUCGUCCAAGCCAAACCCCAAGUUCCAGACGCCAACACCCAGCACUCGGCAGUCGCGCGUCCCGGCGCCGUCUACAAGGGGGGCAGCGAGAGGGGGGCGUAGCGGCGGCGGCACCCGAGGAGGGCGGCCUAGUGGGCUCGCAAGACCUCGGGGCCGGGGGGUGAGGUGA
Messenger RNA from Lasiosphaeria miniovina, 624 nucleotides. Its product is annotated as DASH complex subunit Dam1-domain-containing protein. Gene Ontology annotation, biological process: mitotic sister chromatid biorientation. Lineage: Eukaryota; Fungi; Ascomycota; Sordariomycetes; Sordariales; Lasiosphaeriaceae. Gene Ontology annotation, cellular component: mitotic spindle pole body; mitotic spindle polar microtubule; DASH complex. The transcript has 5 exons. The record is from RefSeq and is a predicted model, not a curated record. Bases 1 to 624 code for a protein of 207 amino acids.